This is a messenger RNA of Frankliniella occidentalis (western flower thrips), 7779 nucleotides long. It is a transcript of the gene asp, whose product is annotated as protein abnormal spindle. Bases 289 to 6993 code for a protein of 2234 amino acids. Gene Ontology annotation, molecular function: protein binding. Gene Ontology annotation, cellular component: spindle pole. Gene Ontology annotation, biological process: spindle organization; establishment of meiotic spindle localization; mitotic cell cycle. The record is from RefSeq and is a predicted model, not a curated record. NCBI's taxonomy places the organism in Eukaryota, Metazoa, Arthropoda, Insecta, Thysanoptera, Thripidae. The transcript is spliced from 14 exons.
UCUGUAAGCAUGACAUAAAUGUUGUCUCUCGUACGGUGUUGCACUUAAACUAAAGAUUCCUUUUUUAAAUGAAAAAAGUCCUGUUCUUUUAAUAUUCUUUCGAGAUGUUUUAAAACAAAACAAGAAAAUAUAUAUCAUACCAUCAGUGCUUUGGAUGUUACCCAGCCUGCUUGGUUCAAAUUUCGGCCACCAGCCAGUGACCGUUGCGGCGGGUGUGAAGUCUGGUGUCAAAAACAUUGCACUCGCCGAUGGUUUCUUUAAUUUUCGAAGUUUCUUAACAGCGCAAUCAUGGCGCAAGUGUUUGAGAUCAGCCCGCCCAAACGCCUCAAGAAAAGUGUCAGUGCAGAUGAGGAGAAUGGAUGUGAAAUUCUGUACCUUGCUCCUUUUAAACCAUUGCCCAAAAUUGUCUUUGAUAAUGUUAAAGUUAAUGCAGAAGCGAAGAGGUUGUUGGUUAUUCGCAAUCCUUCAGCCACCAAAUUGUCUGGUGAGCUUUUAAAUCUGCCUGCCAAAGAUCGUGGAUUUGAAUUUAGUUUUACCUCCUUUGAUUUGGCUGGUGGCGAAGAGACUAGUCUUCUGAUUACCUGGGUCCCUACUGAAGCUGGGAGUUGGCGAGAUACUAUCCCUGUCCGGACCACAUCAAAAUUCAAAUCUGAUAUUGUCAUCAUAAGCAGCAGCUUCAAUCCGCAUGUCAAAAAGAAUGUGAGGAAGCCAGCACCAGCUAAGUCUACCUUUAAACCUACUGUAUUGGCAAAGAAGCUGGUUUUAACUAAGCCAUCAAAACCCUCUUCUCCAAAGCCUUCUACUACAAGGUGUGUUGUGCAACAGCAUGUUCGGAUUGCUAAAUCUCUCCCUAGGACAGCUAGUUCUUCACCAUGCCGCAGGCAAACAUUUCUUGUUAAUCCUGAAAACAAGGAAAAUUCACCAGUCAUACCAUUGCCCUUUGAGAAAAUUGAGAAGAAGUCUAAACAUGACAUAUCCAGGAGAUUUGAAGAUUUUGUGCUGUCACCUUUGAACACAAAUUUUAACACAGGACCAGUGAGAAACAGUGCUAUUGAUGACUUAGUUAUGUCUCCAUUAGUUCUUGGAAAACCAGGUGUUGAUUUUGUUGAUGGUGAUGCUGGUGUUCAUUCAAGAGCAAUUUUACCCAUUGAUGAAGUGGAAGAGGAUUUGUCUCAAGCUGAAAUAAGAAGAGCCACCUUUGACAUUGGCGCUCGCUCAUGUAAUGGUCAAAUAACAGAAAGUUUACCUAGAGGUAUUCACCUUGAAGCUAUGGAAAAUUCCAGAGAUGAUUUCUAUGACAGUUUAGAUGAAGCACAUGAGAGCCCAACAGAUAAUCUUCAGAAUAAUUUAUUUCCUUUUAAUGCAGUCUAUGGUACACAUGUCAGUGGAAAGCAGAAUUUCAAAGAAAUGGCAGUUCCUGAAGUCCGUGAUUCUUUUAUGAAUUCCACUAUAAAGUUUGACCUUCCAUUACCGUCUGAAGAUCCUCGCCGCUGUUCAACUGGUGUGAAGGCAUUUCCCUCACCGCUGCAAGAGGUUACAGAUUCACUGAAGGUUCGCAAAGAUUUAUUUGAUUAUAUGUCUGGUUCCACUCAACAGAAACAAGGUGAUGAGCUAUUUGCACUGGAUCUAGAUGUUUCACAGCCAGUUGAUGGAAUUCACGGGGAGAUCCCUGAGUGUUUGGAGGUAUGUUCAAAUGAUCGUCUCAGUACCAGUACUUACAUUAAAGAUCGGCUCAGCACUGGUACUUAUGUAAAAGACAGAUUGAGUACAGAAACAUACAUCAAAGAACAACAUUCAAGAGGCUCAUGUAGCUUAAAUGAAGAUUCGUGUGACGAGGCAGCCAAACAUGGCUCUGUUAAUUUAGGUAUGGUAUUUUCACCUAGGAUGGAUGAACACCAAAACCAUGGGAAAUCCCCCAAAACAGAUGAUUCCCUAUUUCGAUCAAAAUCCCCUAGAGCUGAGGAUCACCUCCGCUGUGCAAAGUCUCCCUUGCUGUCCAUUCAAGAGGAGGAUAUUUUUGGCAGUGCAGUUGAUAGUCAAGCACCGUGUCGCACCUUCACAAAGAGCACAGCGUUUACAGUGUCAUUUUCUGGUACCAAUGAAACAGACAACUCUUCCGAAUUAAAGAAAAAGACAAACUUCACUAGACCAAAAGCAGCAGCAGCAGUAGCAGCUGCACCACAGAACAGGUCUCCUCGCAGACGUCGCGUAAUUAGAGUUUCUCCCACCUUAAAGAAACCUCUUCCACAUCUCAAAUCUCAAGUGGAUCCUAAAAUUGUUUCAACUAAGACAGUCGGUGUGAAUUUAAGAAGACAGUCUAUUGGAAGCAUCUCAAAGCCAAAUGAUAAAAAAAUAGACAGAAGACUUAGUAUUGGGCCUAUGGGUUCUAAGGCCUCAUUAUCUUCUAGACUGCCAGAGUCCAGACUUUCACUCUCUAAGAAAGAUCAACCUGUGUUCAAAAUUCCUCGUGGGUCCAAGAGAAUUGCUGAAAUGCAGGCUGCUAAGUCAGAAGUUUUGCACAACUUGGAUGACAUUUUGUCUGAAGUGACAAAUGUUGAUCCUUUUGCUGCUUCCACAACAUCGGACCCUUUCCUAAACCAAGCUAUCUACAAUGACAGUGCAUGGAUUGCUAGGCAAGAAACUGACAUGAUUAAGUGGCUUAAUGCCAUGCUAACACCACCUGCAGAACUAGAAACUAAUUCUGAUCAGCAAGUGAUUGAUAUUGGCGACCUCUGGCAAAAAACAUGUCGUAUCAAAGAUGUCAGUUUUGCCCCGUCCCGAGAAGAAGUGUCUUCUGACCUGUAUGAUCAAAACAAUCGUUUGAACACUUUGAGGAAAGGUGCCCUCACCCUCAUCCGCUCUAGAGAUAUUGGCAGUGUCCUGCAGAAGAUAUCAGUGCGUGUGGACCAGAAGGUCCUGUGCAUCCGAGACGACAGAGACUUACACCUGGACGUGGGGCUACAGCACCAGGUCCUUGAGCUGCUCCUCGCCUACAACCCGCUGUGGCUGCGUAUCGGGCUGGAAGCAGUGUACGGCCGGACAGUGCCUCUCAAGUCCAACAACGACUACAUCGGGUUGACCGCCUUUCUCGUCCACAACCUGCUCUCUGAUGCCCACAUCGUGGCCACCUACUCGCACCCCACCGUGCCACAUCUCAAGCUCCCGGGCUUCCAACAAGAAAUGAAAAAGUUCAUCCUGAAGAAGUUCCUCUUCAUCGUGUUCUUCUUGGACCGCGCCAAGGAGGGCAAGCUGAUUGGCCACGACCCUUGCUUGUUCCUCCGGACCGCCAAAGUCAAAGACAGCCGCGACGUCGUAGCGACGUUCGCCAGAGACCUGCUAGCUGGCAUCGGUGAUGUGAACCGCUACCUGUCCUCGCUGGGCUGCAAGCUGACGGUGAAGCAGACAUACUUGGACGAGUUUGAAUACGCCGUCAAGAACCUAUUGGACCUGCGCGAUGGAAUCAGGCUGGUGAGGGUCAUGGAGUUGAUUCUAUGUGACCACACGCUGCAUGAGCGCCUGCGGGUCCCGGCCAUCUCGCGCCUGCAGAAGGUCCACAACGUGGACGUGGCCCUGGGUGCGCUGAAGGCCGCCGGCUACGAGCUGGGCGGUGGCAUCACUUCCAAGGACAUUGCGGACGGCCACCGCGAGAAGACCCUCUCCCUGCUGUGGCAGAUCAUUUACAAGUUCCAGGGCCCACGCUUCGUGUCCGCCGCCGAGGCCAUCCAGCGGUGGUGGCGCGGCUGCUCUCUGCCGCGGGAGAUCGACCGCCGCAUCCGCGUCCGGAAGCGCGAGCGCCGCCAGGCCGCGACCAUCGUGCUGCAGGCCGCGUGGCGCGGCUACCUGGGCCGCCGGCGCGCCGCCGCCGUCCGCGAGGAGCACGUCCGCCUGCAGGAGGCUCGCCUCCAGGCCGCCGUCGUCCUGCAGAAGCACUGGCGCCGGCACGCCGCCCAGGAGGCCCUGCGUCGCGCGCGCGGGGCGGCCGCCUCCAUCGCCCUCUGGUACCGCGGCGCCGUCGAGACCCGCCGCCUGCGUGCCGACUUCUUGCGGCAGCGCGCCGCCGCUGUCAAGAUUCAGGCGCACUGCCGUGGCAUGCUGACUCGCCGUCGCUUCGCCGACCUCCGCCGGAUGGCGGCGGCCCUCCGCCUCCAGACUUGGUUCCGCCGCCGCCGUGCUGCCCGCCAGUUGGAGCUGGCCGCCUCCCUGGCCCGCGGCUGGCAGGAGGAGCGCCGCCGGCAGGUGGGCGCGUGCCGCCUCCUUCAAGCGCGCGUCCGCGCCUGGCAGGGCAUGCGCCGCGAAAAGGCGCGCUUCCAGGCCCUGCGCGCCGCCGUCCUGGUGGUGCAGCGCCGCUGGCGCGCGCAGCGGGCCAUGCGGGUGCAGCGGGAUCGCUUCGAGGCCACGCGCGGCGCCGCGAUGCUGGUCCAGAGCCGCUGGAGGGCGCAGCGCGCCAUGAGGACGCAGCGGGCCGCGUACCUGUUGCAGCGCUCCGCGGCCACCACGGUGCAGCGUUGGUUACGCGCGCGCCUGCAGCGGCAGCGCUUCCUCCGCCUGCGCGCUGCCGCGCUCUUCGUGCAGCAGCGCGUGCGCGCCCGCUGGCAGGCCAAGACGGCCCGCGCCGACUUCCUCGCGACGCGGCUGGCCGCUGUCACCCUGCAGCGAGCUGUCCGCGCCUGGGCUGCCGGCCGGAGGGACCGCGCCCGCUUCCUGGAGCUCCGCGCCGCCGCCCUCACCCUCCAGCGCAAGGUGCGCGCCCGGGCCGCCCAGCGCCAGCUCCUCCACUCGCGGCUGGAGAAUGCCGCCCUCAUCGUGCAGCGCCGGUGGCGUGCUCGCCAGGCGUCGCGAGUCGCCCGCGAGGACUUCCUGGCUUUGCGGCAGUCUGCCUGUGUCGUCCAGAACAAGUUUCGCGCGAUCCGAGCCAUGUGGGUGGAGCGCGAGCACUUCGUGCGCCUCGGCCGAGCUGCUGUUCUUGUCCAGAGACGUUUCCGAGCCAACAGGGCCAUGCGUCAAGAACGUGCGCGAUAUGUGACCGUCCAAAAGGCUGCAUUAACUAUCCAACACCACUGGCGUGCUCUACUGGCCAUGAAAACACAGCGCUCUGAAUUUUUGUCCCUGCGCAGUGCUGCAUGUAUCAUUCAGAGUAGGUUCCGGGCCCAGCGGACAAUGAAUACUGAUCGCAGGCGGUACCUUCAAACCCAGCAUGCAACUGUGACCAUUCAGAGACACUUCAGAGCUUUACAGAUGAUGCGCCAUGAUCGUGAUAGCUAUUUGUGUCUUAAGAGAGCAGCCAUUUUAAUUCAAAGUCACUGGCGUGCUAAAUGUUUGAUGAAAAUUCAACGUGGAAGUUUUACUGCCAUGCACCAUGCUGCUUGCACCAUUCAAAUUAGGUACCGAGCUUACAGGGCCAUGAAGAAUGAUCAUAGAAACUUCCUAAAACUCCGCUUGGCUGCUGUGACCAUUCAGAGGCACUUCAGAGCUUUACAGAUGAUGCGUCACAAUCGUGAUCGUUACCUAUGUCUAAAGAGAGCAGCCAUUUUAAUUCAAAGUCACUGGCGUGCUAAAUGUUUGAUGAAAAUUCAACGUGGAAGUUUUACUGCCUUGCACCAUGCUGCCUGUACCAUUCAAAUAAGGUACCGAGCUUAUAGGGCCAUGAAGAAUGAGCAAAGAAACUACCUACAACUCCGCUUGGCUGCUGUUAUUAUUCAGAGGCGGUUCCGUGCAAACAGGUUGGCGCAAGAGCAAAAAGAAUGGUAUUGUCAGCUGCGGAAUGCCACCAUAAUUAUUCAGCGGAGAUGGAGAGCUCAGAGGUCUAUGGCUCUGGAUCGAGAAAGAUUUCUAGAAAUGUGCAAUGCUGUGAUUUUGGUUCAGAAACGUUGGAGAACCAUUCAGAUAACCAGACAGCUCUCUUAUGAAUUCCUCAAAAUCCGUUCUGCUGCUGUAGUUUUACAAAGGCAUUGGCGUGCAAUUCUCCAUGGAAGAAAGGAACGUCAGAAUUAUAUAAUUAUGCUGGCUUCGACAAAGCUUAUCCAAAAUGUAUGGAGAAGCCACAAAUUAAUGAUGCAAGAGAAGGAACAAUACCAAUCUCUAAGAAGGGCUACGAUUACGGUGCAGAAAUACACCAGAGGAUUUUUGGCUCGUAAAAGAUGCCAAGUUUUAAGGGAGCAGAAGUUGCACUGCACUGAACUCUAUGAAUCCUCUGCUAGACUCAUUCAGAAAACUUGGAAGAACUGGUAUAGAAAGCAAAAAAAUCUUCAAGAAAAGUCUGCUGCUGCUCUCAAAAUUCAGGCCUACUGGCGUGGUUAUCAAUCUCGCAAGAAAUUUGAGGAAGAAACUAAUAGAUUAAAAGAACUUAAUAAAGAAUUGAACUCUGCAGAAUCUCAGUGUAUGAAUAUGAAAGAACGCAUUGGGAUACUCUGUAUUGAACUUGCUGCUGAAACAGUUGGAAGUGUAGUGUUCACAUUAAAUGCAUUGAACACAAUAUGCAUGAUAUCACCUGUUUUAUGCGAAGAAAUGGUUUAUAAUGACUCUGUCUCCAAGUUAUUUAAUAUUCUCUGCAACAUAAAUAGAGGCGUAGCUGAUUCGGAAGUUGCACGGUUGUCAUCGAAAAUUUUGGUUCAGUUGUGCAAGUAUAAUAAAACUUUUGAGGCAGUAUGGCAGGAUGGAUCUUAUUUAAACUUAUACCCACAUUUGAUGAAGAAAUGGAUUUCAGUUGACGAUACAGUUCUCUUGUACUUCAUUACAAUGUUGUGGCACUUCAGCCAAAGUCCCAUGAAUGCCAAGGUUAUUGCAACUGAUGAGAAACUGAAGAGCACUAUUUUAUUCUUACUGAAUAAGUACAAAAACAGGAAGAGCAAGAAUCCUUCUCAAAAUGGUAUGCUUCCCUCAGUUGUCCCAAACUGGGGCUGCAUGAAGAAAGAGGCUCGACCAUUUGCUUUUGAAGAUCCCUUGUAUGGACUGCGAGCUCUGUGUUAUAAAUUAAAACUUAAUGUGAAUAUGUGAUUUGAAACUACUUAAUUCUUUGAUCGACUGUUGAUGUGAUCAUGUCUGCAUUUAACAGACUUAAUAUUUGUUUUUAAUUUAAGCAUGCCUGUGAUCCUUCUAGGUUUAAUUGUUUGACUUCUUAUUUUUAAAUACUACUAUGUAAUUUUAAAAUGGUUUUAUUGUAAUGAAAUAAAUGAAGGUAGACUUUUCUAUUUGAACUUUUUGUUGAACUUAAAAACGUUUAAGUUUAAACUAACCAGUAAAUGGCAUAGACCAAUCCUAAAAAUAAGGGGAAAUGAAGGGAAAUGCAAAGAUCAUUUGUAGUUAUGUAUGAUUUUAUUUCUUGCUAUGCCAAAUGGGGGGAAAGAGUACAGAACAUGGUUGGAACCACCAUCACAAAUUGCGGCCUCUCUAUGAAAGAAUGAGUCAAGUUCAGAGUUCUGUUUCCCAGCCAAAGGCAGUAAAAGAACCUCUGCAGUCAACUAAACCUAACUUGAGACAAGACAAGCAAAAUGCAAUGACAUUUAAAACGUAAAACAAGGUAUUUUUCCAGAAAUUAGUUGGUACAGUAACAAUUGAAAUUUCAGGUACACUGCUGUUUCACUUACAGUUUUCAUAUUGAUUGGGAUCUAGAGCAGGCAUUUAUUUCUGAGAAAGCUGGAUGGAAACUAUGUGUUUAAAUUCUUAAGUAAAAUCUUUACAUGUAUACAGUGAACCUAGAAAACUAAAAGAAAAUUCCAUGCACAAUUGAUCCACUUAAAUAAAAUUAGAGACAACAAAGCACGAAUGAAUAAUUAUUUCACU